Messenger RNA from Ictalurus furcatus (blue catfish), 2104 nucleotides. It is a transcript of the gene fam76b, whose product is annotated as family with sequence similarity 76 member B. The transcript has 10 exons. The record is from RefSeq and is a predicted model, not a curated record. Bases 392 to 1372 code for a protein of 326 amino acids. Lineage: Eukaryota; Metazoa; Chordata; Actinopteri; Siluriformes; Ictaluridae.
GCAGUUCGCAUCCGGUUCGUGAGGAGCCUGAGAUACACAAAAAAGCGGAGAAAGGAAUUUUUAAAGCUCGGAGACGGAAGCGGAAAUCCGUGUUUUUAUCUUUUAUACAUGAGUGUAAGAGUGAGAGCGGAGCUGAGAGAGUUUUAUUAUAAAUUGUGAGUGAGGAUUUUAGUGUGAGGACUGAGAGCGGAACCUGAGUGGAACCAUUUUAGUGUGAACUGAGCUAACAGGCUAAUGCUAGCUUAGUGUGUGUGUGUGUGUGUGUGUGUGUGUGUGUGUGUGUGUGUGUGAGAGAGAGAGAGAGAGAGUGUGAGAGAGAGGACUGUACCGGGGCAGUUUAUACCGGGUUAGUGUGUGUGUGUGUGUGUGUGUGUGUGUGUGUGUGGCGGUGAUGGCGAGCUCGGCCCUGUACGCCUGCACCAAGUGUAACCAGCGCUACCCGUUCGAGGAACUCUCUCAGGGACAGCAGCUCUGCAAGGAGUGUCGGAUUGCCCAUCCCAUGGUGAAGUGUACCUACUGUAGAACAGAGUUCCAACAAGAGAGCAAAACCAACACCAUUUGCAAGAAAUGUGCACAGAAUGUCAAACAGUUUGGAACACCGAAGCCGUGUCAGUACUGUAACAUCAUCGCAGCGUUCAUCGGGACAAAGUGUCAGCGCUGCACUAACUCGGAGAAGAAGUACGGUCCGCCCCAGACCUGUGAGCAGUGUAAACAGCAGUGUGCCUUCGACAGGAAGGAGGAGGGCCGGAGAAAGGUGGAUGGGAAGCUGCUGUGUUGGCUCUGCACACUCUCCUACCGUCGUGUUCUACAGAAAACUAAAGAACAGCGUAAAGGCCUCGGCUCGUCUCACUCCAACUCCUCAUCACUCAGCGACAAGGAGCACCGUCACCACCACCGCCACAGCACCUCACACAAGCUGAGUAGCAGUUUGAGUCCAGAGCAGGAGCAGCGACUGUGGGAACAGAGCCAUAAAUCAUCAUCCAUUCAGAAAGAAACACCAAAGAAGAAACCCAAACUGGAGCUGAAACCGUCCAACGGAGACAGUAGCUCUAUAGCUCAGUCGAUGGACUCGGGUGGGACAGAUAACUUCAUCCUGAUCAGUCAGUUGAAAGAGGAAGUGAUGUCACUGAAGAGGAUGCUGCAGCAGAGAGAGCAGACCAUCCUGGAGAAGGACAGAAAGCUGACUGAGUUGAAGGCUGAUUUUCAGUAUCAGGAGUCGAAUAUGCGGCUGAAGAUGAACAACAUGGAGAAAGCUCACAAAGAGGCCAUGGAGCAACAACAGGCAAAGAACAGGGAGUUGAUGAAACAGGUUGCUGCUCUCUCUAAAGGAAAGAAGCUCGACCGCACCAGCAGCUCCCUUUUGUUACCAUGACGAUGACCUGUCACCCACACAUGCCCAUGUGUCAUCACUGUGAGGAAGCUGAGGCCGUAUGACUCUCAUCCAACCCCCCCCCCCCCCAAAAAAACAUUACCUGCCUGCCUGUCUGUCUCUACAUCGGUAUCCACCUGUCUGUUUCAUUCCCCCUCUCUCUCUCUCUCUCUCUCUCUCUCUCUCUCUCUCUCUCUCUCUCUCUCCCCCCACUCUCUCCAUCUAUGCCCAUCUCCAGUCUGUCUGCUGUUUUCCUUGCUGUCUGUCUCUCCCACCACCCUUUGUUCUGACCCUGUUUGCUUUCUCUCUCUCUCCAUCUCUGGUUCUACUGUCACUCUCCUGAUGAUGUCACUGAUGUCACAUAUGCAGCCCCACCCCAGUCAUGUGACUCUGAGCUGAGGGGCUAUGCUAUGGACAAACAUGGCCACUGGGCACACCAGCCCUGCAGGAUGCGCGCACACACUCACGUCUGUCUGCAGAGGGUGACUGUACAGCUGUCUGUCUCUGCCUGUCUGCCUGCACACGGGUGGGCUUUUAAUCACAACAAUGAGGAUUUUAUUAUUCAGUGUGAAAGAGAAUUGUUAUUCAUAUUAUAGGAAUCUCUCUCUCUCUCUCUCUCUCUCGCUCUCUCUCUCUCUCUCUCUCUAUUAUAAGUCUUUGUACUGUGACACUUUUGUAUUUUUUAUUUUGUCCUCAACAGUGUGGACAUUUCAGGAAUAAUAAAUCUAAAACUCA